Bufo bufo (common toad) is the source of this 4363-nucleotide messenger RNA. It is a transcript of the gene JADE2, whose product is annotated as jade family PHD finger 2. Bases 636 to 3233 code for a protein of 865 amino acids. The transcript has 13 exons. NCBI's taxonomy places the organism in Eukaryota, Metazoa, Chordata, Amphibia, Anura, Bufonidae. Gene Ontology annotation, biological process: regulation of transcription by RNA polymerase II. Gene Ontology annotation, cellular component: histone acetyltransferase complex. The record is from RefSeq and is a predicted model, not a curated record.
ACUGUCCUCCAAAUAAGAAGUACGUCACUCGUGCUCCUGAGCAUGGCUAGUGUGAGGUGAUGGCGGGAGGAGGGAUGCUACUAGUGACUGAAGUAAGUGACGGAGGGGAGCAGAAAGUGCCUGUGUGAGCCGAGGACAGCAGCAGCAGGUUACACCCCCUCCCUGGCUGGAGACUGACAUAGGAUUGAGUGCAAAGUAAGCCCCACAGCACCCACCCCCUUUCCCAGCAGAGCAGCCUGCAACCAUUCAUAUCAGCAUACACACGCACAUAGAAAUAUGUAUAUGUGGAGAAUGCCCUGCACGUCGAGGAAGUGUGCCGCCAUUUCAUGGGAGUUACUUUGUAGCCAGUCCUGAGAGGACUCCGUGUGCAAUGAGCCUCUGCCGGACUUUCUCUGCCAGGCUCAUGGUCUUCCCUGUCUUUUCCGUGGGAUCCUCCCCUAUUCUAACCUGAGCUCGUCUCCACAGCGAGGACACCGCAGCCCUAGCAAGGACCUUUAUUCAAGGCCAGAAGGUUUGAACUCCACCAUCAAGCAGCAACACACUCGCAACCCUGCUCAUUCCAGCCAUGAACAAGGUCCUGGGAGAGGACCAAAACAUUGGCCAUUAUCUUAUGUAUUGCUUGCGAGGAUAGGUCAAUGACAUUAAGCCACUGCACAACCCAUUUAAAGUGGAUGCUAGACCAGGAUCAAAAUGUGUCACCUAUCUGCAGGAUGGAAGAAAAGAGGAGGAAGUUCUCUGUAAGCAGCGAUGACUCUGACACCACUGAUAGUCACGCCACGUCUUGGUCAAGAUGUUCCAAAACACCAACUACCAAAAACACAUGGACCAGACAGAAGGAGAAGAAACCAUCAGAGGUUUUUCGUACCGAUUUAAUAACUGCAAUGAAAGUUCCAGAUUCCUUCCAGUUUGCACCAGAUGACUUUUACAUAUUGGCUGAUCCUUGGAGGCAAGAAUGGGAAAAGGGAGUGCAGGUACCAGCAGGCUUAGAAGCAGUGCCUGAACCACAUGUCAGGUUGUUUGAAACACAGGAGGAAAUUUCACCAUCAACAGUAGAAGAUUCAUUUCCUGAAAUAGAGCCUCCAAGGGGCUUCCGGACUUUGACAAAGAGAUCCUGCAGAUAUGACCUGGAUGAGGUGGACACAUACUGGUUGGAAAUUGUUAACACAGAGUUCAGAAAAAUGGAAAUGCCACGGCUGGAUGAGCUCACCCUAGAGAAAGUCCUGGAGGAGUUAGAGAUGCUCUGCUAUAAGAAUAUGAAUGUGGCCAUUGAGACAGAGGAAGGGUUGGGGAUAGAAUAUGAUGAAGAUGUCGUCUGUGAUGUUUGCCGCUCACCUGAGGGUGAAGAUGGAAAUGAGAUGGUGUUCUGUGAUAAGUGCAAUGUCUGCGUGCAUCAGGCUUGCUAUGGAAUCCUUAAAGUUCCCACAGGAAACUGGCUCUGUCGAUCUUGUGCACUUGGCGUUCAAGCAAAAUGUUUACUUUGCCCAAAGAGAGGAGGAGCUUUGAAGCCUACAAGAAGUGGGACUAAAUGGGUCCACGUUAGCUGUGCCUUAUGGAUACCUGAAGUCAGCAUUGGUUGUCCAGAAAAGAUGGAGCCUAUUACUAAGAUUUCACACAUCCCACCAAGUCGAUGGGCUUUGUCCUGCAGCCUGUGUAAAGAAUGCACCGGUACUUGUAUCCAGUGUUCCAUGCUGUCCUGCGUUACUGCGUUCCAUGUUACCUGCGCCUUUGAUCACCACCUAGAGAUGCACACCACCUUGGCAGAGAAUGAUGAGGUGAAAUUCAAGUCCUAUUGUCUGGAACACAGCAAAGGAGCCACCAAACCAGAGGAUCAGUGCAGCCAAAGACCAUCCUCAUCUGUUGCCUCAGCAGAUGCUGACCAAUUACAGCAGGAUCUUGAAAAGGUCACCUUGAGAAAACAGAAGCUCCUGCAACUGGAGGAGGAUUUCCAUGAACUUGUUAAGUCAGAGGAUGUGGCGGAGAACAUAAAUGUGAACAAGAACGUGGUUGACUUUAUUUACCAGUACUGGAAGCUGAAGCGGAAGGCAAACUUUAAUAAGCCUCUUUUAAGUCCUAAAACAGAUGAAGUAGAUGAUUUAGCUCAGCAAGAGCAAGACGUACUAUACAGGAGACUGAAGCUAUUUACGCAUCUGAGGCAGGAUCUGGAAAGAGUUAGGAACUUAUGUUAUAUGAUAACCAGGCGUGAAAAGAUGAAACACUCCAUGUGUCAACUUGAUGAGCAAAUUUUCCAGCUGCAGAUGAAACUCAUUGAGAAAGACCUUUGCCACGAAUCCAGAAAGAAGACGAAAGGAAAAAAAACAAGUUGUGUUGAAAAAAGGGAAAGAAGAGGAAAGAAAUCGGUUUUGGAGCACCCGGAUCUAACAUCAUCAUUCCCAAUAGAUGGAACAUUUUUUAGCAGCUGGUUGGCUCAGCCUGUUCAAAUCACCACGGAGAACAUGAAAAUGACUCAGUGGUCCUUAAACAAUGGCCACAAGGAGCACAAUGCCUCGGGUCUUCUUUCUGAAGAACUGUUACAGGAUGAAGAGACGUUGUUAAGCAUCAUGAUGGAUAACUCACUCAAGUCUCCUUUCGAAAAGAUGGAGGCUGUGAAGAAGGUGAAAGGCAAAAUAAGAGCAAAUGGAAAGAAAAAAACAAGAAACAGUCAUUGCACCAUUCCACAAGAUGACCAACUUGCUUUGUGGAAUGACUUGAAGUGCUUUACAGGUAAAGCAGAAAUGCCUUCCAGCCACAAUCACAGAACCAUCAGAACUGGUAAAGCAUCUGCCAAGGUACAAGUAGAGAAAAAAGGGCACAUUGACAAAAAGACCUUAAAGAAGGGUUCUGUGCAUUUACCUCUGCUGAAGACCAAGGACUCAAAAGGCUUUUCAGAUCUCAGUAAAGUAGACGGUGGAGAAAUAAAAAUGAAACAUGUUCAACCUGAGUCUAAUUCUCCUGUCAAAGUGCCUGACUCACUAGGUUGUGCAAAGUCAGUGGUGAGAGUUAGAUUACCAAAGGCCGGUAUGGAGUCACACAGUGAGAAUUCUGAAAGGGCAAAUGGACUUCAAGUUAAAGAAAUGCCGAAAGGAAAUUCCCAUUUAGACGUUGAAACUGAUGGCUACUACUCAGAUGUGGAAAUGACCGACUCUGAGGAAGAAUUGAGUCAAGGAAGAACACCGCUUAAACAGUUUGACCCCUCAAGUGAUGACAUUGUCCGUAUGAGCAUUUUGGCCUCUUAAUGUUCCAGCUGAAAAGAAACUGGAAUGUUUUAUGAUGCCUAAACCGUGACAUGACUGCCAUUUACAACGUUUGCCUGCUUUCAGCAGAGGUGUCUGUCUUAUGUAUAUAUAAUGUGUUUUACAUAUACGCAUAUAUGUAACACGUCUUUCCAGCACAGUUGUCUUUCUCUACCUGUAGACAUAAUAAGCCUCACAGACAUAGUUAAUUGUACUGUAGCUUUCCCUUUGUAGCUAACAUGCCUUUCCCAGCUAAAUGCAAGCAUGUACAUCAAGGGACAUGUUCUUCUUGUUCCACAGCAGGCUGUUAAAAGUUGAUAUGACUACAGCAGUAGUGGUUUUGGGCAUUACAUUUCUGACAGGACAACAGUACUUUGUUAGGAGUUAAAGUUUCUCGCAUCAUCAUUUAAUGAUACUAAGCGUUAAGUAAAAUAAGCAGACUGCUAAAAGUAGUUUAAAGCACAAAUACAAUGCUUAUUUGAAGAAAGCACUUAUUCUAUGUAGAGGAAGGCAACUUUUGCUAAUGUAAAAGUUUCUCUUGAACUCAUUAUCUUCCGUCCAGGGCUUUUUUGUUGGCCAUGAACAGAUGUAUAUACAGCAGAAGUGUGUGGCACUAUGAGUCAGUCCAGGCUCUCCUUAUCAAUACAUCUGCUGCGUCUGAUAGUGGAAUAUGCAAACAGCUAUUGGAAGAUAUUGGAGUUGGGUCCUCUAACAGCUGGUUGGAUUUACUUGCUCAGGUGGACAAACUAGGCUUCAGCUCUGUAGUUUGGCCAAGAGGGGAAAACAUAGGCAUUAGUUUUGUAAGAAGACAGUUCUUAUAAGGGAGCACGUGCGCCAUCUAUACUGGUAAGUAAAGGAUUAGGGUUCUCACAUGUAAUUCAUUAUUACUCAUCUGUAAUAGUGGGUGACUGUUGACAACCCUCAUAUUGUUUAGCAGUCUCUCUCAUGAUGUAAAGCUGCAUCAUAGAACCUUUAGUUUGGUUGAGUUCAGUCCACAUAAAUACUUUGAAUACUUUCAUCCUCUGGUUUUUGUUUUUCACUCCCUAAGGGAGAAAAAUUUGUAGAAAUUGUUUAACAUGGAUGACUGUACAGUUUUUGAGACUUCUAUUUAGAUCAGGGGGCUCCAUAAAAAC